GGUCCGAGAGCCGCUGGACCUAAAAUUCCCAAAAUUUAUCGAUAGCUUUGGCUGUGAGAAACAUUUCUGAGCUUCGGAGACUUGAAAUCAACCCCAUCAAUACCGUAGACGACCACAGCUGAUAAGCUUCUUGAUUUUUCUUCCCGAAUCUUUCUUUAAUAUUACACAAAUUUAUACGAAAUGGUUCAGACUUCCACAAUCGUCGCUGCCAGUGUUGGCACAGUUGCUACAGGAUUGGUCGCCUACGCAAUUUAUUUCGACCACAAGAGACGCACCGAUCCAAACUUUCGCAAGCAAUUGAAGAAAGAAUCGAAGCGACAAGCAAAGGCCGCGAAGGAGGAAGCGGAAGCUCACAAUGAGAGACAGAAAGAAGUGAUCAAGGCGGUGGUUGUAGAAGCCAAGGAAGAUGGAUUCCCCGUAGACGUAGAGGAGAAAGAGGCAUAUUUCAUGUCAGAAGUUGCUAGAGGAGAAGGGUUAAGCUCAGAGGGUGGCGACCCCAUAGAAGCAGCACUUUGUUUUUACAAGGCACUCAAAGUUUACCCUCAACCAAAUGAUUUAAUAUCUAUCUACGACAAGACAGUGCCUAAGCCCGUCCUCGAUAUUCUUGCAGAAAUGAUUGCAGCGGAUGCAGCUUUAGAUGUUGGACCUUUUGGCGGCAGUGGUUCGGAUAGUGGAAUUCCUGGCGUUGGCCUUGAUUGAUUAGUUUGGUUGUUGUCUCAAUAUACAUGUAUUCUGAACCCCUCCACUCUUCCUUAUCACCCAAACUUUUUACCGACUUCACGAACGGCGACUGGAUAAAUUCCGAAACCCCAGGGUGGACUGUAUAAAAGUCCAAUGUACAUCAAUUCGCAUGCUUGGCGUCCGUAGGUUCUCGCAUUACGCAUCACAUCUAAUUUGUACAUAGUAUCCAUACUGUCAAUAUGGGCCUGGUUGUUAUUUGCAAGACUGCAAAGAGCCGUACGUCUGUAAUGCAAAUCAGGUCAGCCAGAUUCAUUGUUGUACCUUAGCA
This is a messenger RNA of Botrytis cinerea B05.10, 1009 nucleotides long. RefSeq names its product Bctom20 (gene Bctom20). The record is from RefSeq and is a predicted model, not a curated record. Gene Ontology annotation, biological process: protein import into mitochondrial matrix; tRNA import into mitochondrion; protein targeting. Gene Ontology annotation, molecular function: transmembrane protein transporter activity. The transcript is spliced from 4 exons. NCBI's taxonomy places the organism in Eukaryota, Fungi, Ascomycota, Leotiomycetes, Helotiales, Sclerotiniaceae. Gene Ontology annotation, cellular component: mitochondrial outer membrane translocase complex; mitochondrial outer membrane. Bases 181 to 699 code for a protein of 172 amino acids.